This is a messenger RNA of Neocloeon triangulifer, 1980 nucleotides long. RefSeq names its product death-associated inhibitor of apoptosis 1-like. Gene Ontology annotation, molecular function: cysteine-type endopeptidase inhibitor activity involved in apoptotic process; ubiquitin protein ligase activity. The transcript has 4 exons. Gene Ontology annotation, biological process: positive regulation of protein ubiquitination; regulation of cell cycle; negative regulation of apoptotic process. The record is from RefSeq and is a predicted model, not a curated record. Gene Ontology annotation, cellular component: nucleus; cytoplasm. NCBI's taxonomy places the organism in Eukaryota, Metazoa, Arthropoda, Insecta, Ephemeroptera, Baetidae. The coding region runs from base 208 to 1290 and encodes 360 amino acids.
GUGAUUUAUAUAAAGUGACAUAUAAAGUGACAUCCGCAGUUGACUCAGCACUUCAUUAUACACGUAGACGUUCUGGUCUUGGAUAAAGUUCCAUUUAUAAAUUGGUGCAGUAAACCAAAGAAGCAUUGUUUUAGUGCUCUCGAUGCUUAGAAUAUUGUGUGCUAAAAUAGAGUCGGUGACAAAAAACCUAAAUUCCAGAAUUUACGAAUGACUCCAAGUCAAAAUAAAUGGCCAAUAUGUGAAGAAUUUCUAUGGCAAUUUCCAUUUCUCACCAAUUAUACAAAAGCGACUAAUCGGUUUUUAAGUUUCGGGAAAUAUCUGUUUAAGACUAAAUAUCAAAUCAUAGAAAAGCUAGUCAAUCUUGGUCUGUUCUUAAACACUGAAACAAGUGACGUAAUUUGCUUUCAUUGUGGAGAAAAAAUUGGAAGUUUGAAUGAGCUUGCGGACAAAAGCAACGAGGCUUUGGAGAAGAGGCACCACGAUAUUUCCCCAAGCUGCACAUAUUUUGAACCAAGCGAUCAAUUAAAUUUGGGGGAAAAUUUGAAUUAUAAAUACGAGUCUCACCGAUUGAUUUCAUUUAUUAAAAACAAUGUUGAAUGGAUUGCCCCCGUGCCAAUACAUGAAUUGGCAAAAUCCGGAUUUUAUUUCAUUGGACCGGAAGACAAUGUGCAAUGCGAAUUUUGCAAACUCCAGGUGAGAGGAUGGGAGCCUGGUGACACUGCGGAUGGAGAACAUCGAAGGUGGAAUGAAGAAUGCCCAAUUUUUAAGGCAUCACAUUGCGCCAACGUGCCAAUUGGCUGCGAAAUUGAAGACACUGAUGUGAAGGCCGUCAGCGUGCUCAACGGAUCAUUAUAUGACGGAAAAGUUGUGCUUUUCAAUAGGAACUUGAGAAGAAUAGUAGAGGAGGCACUCGGAAUAUUCAAGAUCAAAGAGGCGAAAUACAAAAAGUAUGCCGUGCUGGGCGCCAGACUGAAGUCGCUCAAAAACUGGCCGAAAAGCCUCGCACAAAGGCCAGCUAGCCUGGCAGCAGCCGGAUUUUUCUACACAGGCGCCGGAGACAGAGUCUGUUGUUUUUCCUGCGGUCUCGGAUUAAAAGAUUGGCUCUCGACAGACGAUCCCUUUAGCGAGCAUGCCAAGUGGAGCUGCACUUGCGAUUUUGUAAUUUUAGCCAAAGGUGUGGCUUGUGCGCAAAGCACUGAUUGUAGCAUUACCGGUCUAGAAAAGGAAAAGGGAAGCGACUAUCAGGCCGUGCAAUUUCAAGUGCCGCUUGUGCUACAUUUCCAUCACUGAUCUGAUUUCAAUAAAGUCGUCAGUCGCUGUGACAGGGUGGUGACACUUGAGGAGGACUAAUUGCUGAGAAAAUCGAGUCACGCGACUCGGAGGAAAGGGUUGCUCCACUACUCUGUUUGCAUAAAUUAAGUAGGGGUGGCCGGUGUUAGAUUGGCAGCUGAAAAGGGUCGAGAGGGAGUUUUGCUGGCUGAAUGAGCCGUGCCAGCAGCGAGAUUGAGUAUUCAGCUAUUUUUCCGAGUGAGAAAAUGCUUUUGUCGCCACAUUAGCACCCCAUCGGCCUGGAUUGUUUUAUCAGCAUGAAGGCAAAAAGGCGCGAGCGGAACGCCAAAAACGCACGGAAAAGCUGCGGGCUUUUCGCCUCUCUUGGAAACAUUUUAUAUUUUUCGUCGAGUGACUGGUAUGCGGUAGAUGAUAUGGUGGUUGAGGGUUUUUGAAAUAGAAAACGACGCACGCACUGGCGGACCUUAAUUUUACCUACUAAAUUAAGGAAUUUUCAACAAAAGAAAAAAUGACACACAUUUUGUUUGACUAAAUUUUUAGUGUGCGAAAAUUCAUAAUCUCAAUUUAUAGAACAAGUGAAUGAACUUAUAUUUUUUAUUGAAAUCCAUAUUGCCAUGUAUGUGUGUCGGAUUACCUUAGAAUGACUAAAGCUGAUUUAUGCUUCAUAGUUAACCAAGUGAAUAUACUGAA